Zingiber officinale is the source of this 438-nucleotide messenger RNA. Its product is annotated as peroxidase 4-like. The record is from RefSeq and is a predicted model, not a curated record. Gene Ontology annotation, biological process: response to oxidative stress. NCBI's taxonomy places the organism in Eukaryota, Viridiplantae, Streptophyta, Magnoliopsida, Zingiberales, Zingiberaceae. The transcript is spliced from 2 exons. Gene Ontology annotation, molecular function: heme binding; peroxidase activity. The coding region runs from base 1 to 438 and encodes 145 amino acids.
AUGAUGAACAAGAGUCUCAGUACCACUGACAUGGUUGCACUCUCAGGAGGACAUACCAUAGGGCAAGCGAGGUGUGUAUCCUUCAGGAACAGGAUCUACAACGAGAACAACAUCAACCCAUCAUUUGCCACCUCCACGCAGGCCAACUGCCCGAGUGUGGCCUGCAACGGCGAUGACACACUAUCUCCUCUAGACGUUCAGAGCCCGACCAUCUUCGACAACUUCUACUUCCAAGGUCUGGUGAACCAGACAGGGCUGCUGCACUCCGACCAGCAACUCUUCAACGGAGGAUCCACGGACUCGCUUGCCAGCACCUACUCCACCAACAUGGCCGGAUUCUUCAAUGCCUUCGCGGCUGCGAUGGUGAAUAUGGGGAACAUAAGCCCUCUCACUGGGAGUAAUGGCGAGAUCAGGAUCAACUGUAGGACGAUCAACUGA